GCAUACGCUGUUAUUUCUUUAUGCCAGUCUACCAAUCGUGUGCAAUAGCAUUGAUAUUUUUGGUAUGGUCAUGUUAUAGUCUUGAUAGAAGUCGUAUGGGGCCAUCAGAAUCAGAUCCUGUCUUACCGCCUUGCUUGAAUGGGCUUGAAUCGUCUGAACGCCGUGUGUCCAUAUGGAUCCGAAGAAGCAUAUCGCAUAUAGUCGCCGUACUCGACGUAACAGUCUUGGGUCCGGCCCCUCGGUGGACGACUACAUAAAGUCUACUGUCCAGCGUCUGCAAAACCCAUCCCUCAAAACUGCCUUGAGUGGAAACUUACCGUUUGCUGUCCCAGUUUGCGAUUCCCUUCUUUUAUCUCCCGCAUUCUUCCCUCCGCAAGUAACUUAUCGGCGCAUACAUUCACAAAAAUCAAGAUAUGGUCAAUUGGUCAACUCAGCAACAACUGAUAGUGGAAACUGAUGCAUUCGAGAAGCUUUUAUAUGUUUUGUUCGGAUUGUAUGUUUGGGAGUUAUUCCUAACAUGUCCAUUCGAAUGGUCGUUGCUCACUAGACGACGGAAGUUCAAAUGGCCACUGUUUUUUUCUUCCUGUGUCGCUACCUCAUCGUUUGGGCUUUGAUUGGAUUGAUCUUAUCGUUAACUGUUACAUCAAAGGUCAAUUGUGGUGCCUUGUAUACAUUUAAUUCUUGGACAGGAAACAUGACGAUCCUCUGCGCCUCAACAUCACUUAUGCUUAGGACGAUGGCUCUCUGGCGCCCAAAACCGGCAGUACUUUUUAUCCUGGGUGCCCUCUGUCUCGGCCAUUGGGGUUUACUUUGGCGUGGCAUGUUCAUCGUGAAGGCCGUCUGGAGUGACGUCGCUGGCGCCUGCAUUGUGGACUCUACAAACCAUCUCCUACUCAACAUCAACUUUUUCUAUACUAUGGGAUUCGAUUUUGUCAUUCUGGUCUUCACAGCAGUGGCUCUGGGAAAUCAGUACAAGCGAUCGGCCUCGGGCCUGUCUGUACUCUUGUUCCAGGAUGGUUUGGUAUAUUUCCUAGUCAGUUUUAGUUGCAACACAGUUCCUGCAGUGUUAAAUAUACUCAAUUUAAACGUGGAAAUGAACAUAAUUGCUACGGUCCCUGCGGCAACCGUUUCAGCAAUCGCUGCCUGUCGCUCAGUGAUACGCCUCGGGGAGUUUUCGAAUGAAGUCCACAUCCAUGUCCAUUCCUCUAGUGUCAUCAUCACCUCAGCCAAUGACCCUUCGGGCAACGUAGGCUCACCCAGGCUCUCGAUGCCUCCGAAAAGCUUCAGCAUGCGAAAACACACCAGCUCGAGACCGGAGGUCCAUGUAAAAACAGAAUCAUUCACUAUGGCAGAGCUCACAACCCCGAGUACAGCAUCAGCGCGCUCACCAUACUCUCCUUAUGAUAAGUAUUACGGGCACGCAAGUGACCGCUUAUCUUUCGAUUCUAAUCCAGAGCUGGAUGUACAGAAGAUGACACCCAUCGAGGAGAUACCUUCACCACCUGCCGUUCACUUUGCUUCCGCUGUAUGAUCCUCUCGCAAGACCUACCAACAGACUACAACCGUAAUUCAUUCUAAAACGCAGAUAAUAUAUCCACUAGACUGUAAACAAUAGCCCUGACGAAUGGAAAUGGAAAAAGAAAGGAAGGAACGCAGUUCAUAGCCUCAACUGGUAUCAGGCUUUUAGGGAAUUUAUAUAUCCAGAGUAAUCAAAUGCAUUGUGCAAAAGCUAAUACGGAGUUGGAGUAGUCUCCCCAAUUACAAUAAUUGCGCCUGGUGCUUUCGCUAUGGACUCUCUGCUGCCCCAGCACUUUUAUAUCGCAACGCGAUCAUAAGGUCACGAAGGAUGGACGUCGGUAGACAAGUGAAACUGCAUGAAAAGCUUCUUGAUAAGCAUGCAAGCCAUCAAACGACUAUGAUCAUCGUCUGCGAGAAGGACGACCUGGUUUCCGCCGUGCGGCUACUACACCUUGUCGGCUUGCCCCCUGUGCUUUUGGUCGAGGUGCCAAUCCUUUAGACUUUCUCCACUCCUCCCGCCGGGAGCCCCGUGGACCAUGAGUCGAGAUACGAGCAUCGACAGAUUUAGCGCCCGACUUUGCACCCCCAUCAAGCUCCAUUUGAUCUGCUCCGUUUGUGUUUUCGAUGUUGUCGCCAUCUUUUCUCCCUCGUCGGCAUCUCCUACCGCCACAUCCCCAUCCUUAUCCUGCGUACUGAGAGCGACGAGUUUGGCAUUGAGCCGAUUGAGUCGUGCAGCCUCUGUCGCUGCAUAUAUGCCGACUUCACGUUUUUUCGAGCGGAACGAGCGCUUGACUUUGGAUCGCAUUGAUUUUGCCAUGGUGGAGAAAGGGUGGUUGGCAGAGGUAGAAAGAGUGCUUUUGUUGGGAUUGUUUAACUGCGGAGAUGUAUAGCUUUUUAGCGUCGAUUGUGACUUGAAAAAAGUCGAAUGGAACAACUCAGUCAGUCAGUCGC
Messenger RNA from Serpula lacrymans var. lacrymans S7.9, 2469 nucleotides. RefSeq lists its product as uncharacterized. The record is from RefSeq and is a predicted model, not a curated record. Lineage: Eukaryota; Fungi; Basidiomycota; Agaricomycetes; Boletales; Serpulaceae. The transcript is spliced from 17 exons. Bases 563 to 1531 code for a protein of 322 amino acids.